AUGUCGAAGUCUAUCCUAUUCCUCCUGGCUUUUUGUGCUGUAGCAGCUGUGGUUGUGAACGGUAGGGAGAUAAAGAGUAUCGAAGACCUGGAUCUAGUUAAACUGCUGCAAAACGAAAAGGAGAGGAAGAGGGUUUUUGCCUGUCUAAUGGAGCAGGCGCCUUGCGGAAACAUGCAACAGUUUAAAGAUUCUCUAACUGGAAUGAUUAAGACUGACUGCAAGAACUGUUCCCCCAUGGACAAGGAAAGAUACGAAAUGUUUUCACAACUUCUCGCCGUCGCACAUCCUGACAAACAUCAGGCUCUGAUUGCCAAAUACCGAAACUGA
Molecule: messenger RNA, 327 nt
Organism: Leptosia nina
Lineage: Eukaryota; Metazoa; Arthropoda; Insecta; Lepidoptera; Pieridae
Source: the annotation of a GenBank genome assembly